Molecule: messenger RNA, 8392 nt
Organism: Alosa alosa (allis shad)
Lineage: Eukaryota; Metazoa; Chordata; Actinopteri; Clupeiformes; Clupeidae
Gene: als2b
Product: alsin Rho guanine nucleotide exchange factor ALS2 b
Exons: 34
Coding region: 262-5469 (1735 amino acids)
Molecular function (GO): guanyl-nucleotide exchange factor activity
Source: RefSeq, a predicted model, not a curated record
ACAGUGUACUUGGGUGUGCGCUAUUCAGCGUUAGCUGCUAAAGCAAAUGAUGAUCUCUCGGAGUAUAAACUACAGAUUGAGAACACACUGUAUUUGUUUGGAUGCUCUGUAAUACAACGCAACACAUGUAAAACCCAUAGGCAUUUUACGGCGUCAACUGGACAAUUCAGUGGCAAGUGAAGAAACACAAUUUGCAGUCUUUUUCAGGUUUGAUCACCGCUUGCACAUACACCGUAAAGAUGGGAACACAGUAGCCUGAAUAUGGAUAAUCAGAAGAGCUCUGGAGAGGAGGAAAGCUCCAGGGAGCGUGGACUGCUCCACACAUGGAAGGGCUACUCCUGCAGCGUCACCCCAGAAAAAGUGCUCCUCUCCCGGCCUGUGCUGCAGGCAGCCCUGGGCAACAGACAUGGAGUACUUCUAGUGGAGGGUGGGCAGGUAUACAGUUUUGGCGAAUUGUCAUGGAAACAGACACAGGCACCGUCGUCAGUGGUGACAUCCGAGCCGGUCUUGGAGGCGGGCCUUAGCGGACAGCGGGUGGUGGCGGUGGCAGCGGGCGGCUUCCACAGCGGCGCACUGACAGAGGAUGGGGGCGUGCACAUGUGGGGGGACAACGCCCACGGACAGUGCGGCCUAUCAGGACUCACCACUGUCCCUAACCCCACCCCUGUGGGUGUGGUCGACCAGCUCGACCCGGCCUCUGCAUUGCCGUCGGCCUGCGCCUCACCACAGGUGGUGGUGACUGUGGUGGAGCUGGCCUGUGGAGAGCAGCACACAAUGGCGCUCUCGGCCCGCCACGAGGUGUGGGCGUGGGGCAGCGGCCCGCAGCUCGGGUACCCCGUGGGCACCGUCCCGGCUUGGAGACCCCAGCGGGUGGAUCGGCUAGCGGGGCGGCACGUGCUCCAGGUGGCCUGCGGCGCCUUCCACAGCAUGGCCCUGGUGCGCUGCCCGGUGCCGACCCCCGAGCCACGCCGGCCACCCCCGGACAAGUGCGGCCAGUGCAACCAGCUGCUCUACACCAUGACCGAUAAGGAGGACCACGUCAUCAUCUCCGACAGCCACCACUGCCCCCUAGGGGUGGAGGUGGGUGUUGGGCUGGGCGAGGUCGCAGGGGAGGUCCGCCGGAGCUCGGAGGGCAGCCCGGGGGGGAAGGGGGGAUCGCCGGGUCAGCAGAAGGUCAAGAGCUCUCCGUCGGAGCCUCUUUUGUCCACCCACAGUCACCCCAGGCCUCUGAGCUCGUCCUUCACGGCUCCUGGUUCUUCCCCUGCCCCUGCAGCUUCUCCGUCCCAGGAUCAGGCUGCUCCCUCCAGCCUGGACUCCGCAGAGGAGGCCUGUAAGGAGCUGGAGGAGCCUGAAGCAUCAGAGCACACCAAUAACUCGGUUGACCAAGACCCCAGCACCCUACAGGAGGAUGGCUCCAGAACUCAAGGGGGUGCUGUUCUGGGGACAGGGGCUAAAAACUCACCCUAUCCAGAUGAGCAGGCGGUGAAGGACUACCUGAAGAGACUGUCGGACCAUACGCUGUCGGAACAAACUGCCAAGUCCCCACAACUGGCACAGCAUUCACAGGUUCGAUCAACGGACGCCAUCGCCGAUGUCUUCACCCCCGACCCUGACGAUGAAACCACCACCUCCAUCGUGACGGCAAUGCCGGCCGGCGGCCCAGUGGGCUCGGCCCUCAACAGCCUGGUGGCGUCGUGCGCCUUGGUCGUGGGCGAGCGCGUGGCGUCCACCUGCGAGGCGCUCUCGCUCCGCAAGGUCAUGAACUACUACUACCCGGUCUCGUCCUCCUCCUCCUCCUCCUCCCCUGCGUCAGGCCCCAGGGCCCCUCCGGAGGGAGGCAGGGAGGGCCCGGUGGGUCUGGCCCGCCUGGAGGAGUCGCUCCAGGGCAAGAAGAGCUCCAGCCUGGGGGACAUCCGCGAGGAAGAGGCGGAGGGCCUGAGCCGACGCCUGUCCCUGCCGGGGCUCCUGUCUCAGGUCUCUCCUCGUCUGUUGCGGCGAUGCAGUCGCUCGCGUGUCAAGGCCGCACCCCUCACCCCCCCGGUGGUUACCGAGGGCGACAGCCUCCUGCCCUCCCUGCAGACAGAGGUGUGGAGUUGGGGUCGGGGCCAGGAAGGGCAGCUGGGCUAUGGCGACUUUCAGACCAGGUCGCAGCCUCUGUGUAUUAAGAGUCUGAGCAGCAAGGAGGUGGUGAGAAUAGCAGCUGGUGCUCAUCAUUCCCUGGCCCUCACUGCGCAAUCUCAGGUUUUCUCCUGGGGUAGUAACAGCUCUGGUCAGCUCGGCCAUAUGGAAUCACCCAGCACCAUACCUCGCUUGGCUAAGCUGUCAGAAGGGAUUCGUGUGUGGGACGUGGCAGCGGGCCAGCAGCACACGCUGCUAUUGGCCGACGGCGACUGCUUCCAACCAAUCCUGUACUACAGCGGACAGCAGGUCAGGGAAGGGCCGGGCCAGACAUCCAAGGAGGGGUCAGGGGGCUACACCCAGCAGCCCGUCCUGCUCCCUUUCUGCAUGAAUCUUGGCUACGUGAGCAGCGUGUUUGCGGGCGGUCAGAUGUGUGCUGCGGUGGCGGAUAAGAACGUGAUGGGCUUCAUCGCCAGUCUGCACGAGUUGGCCGCCGCCGAAAGGAGAUGCUACUGUAAACUCACCAGCGUCAAAAUACAUGUCCUACAGCCGCUCCUUAAAGCAGAGAAUCUCUGUUCAUCCCUCGGCCCGAUCUCCACUGGCCUUUUGCAAACUCUGAUUGGACGGUUUCAUCGGGUGUGUCAGCUGACUGGUCAGAACUCUGCCUCCCUGACGUCCCUCCUCAGACGCUCGCGGGACAUCAAAGGCCUUGUCAUCCUGGAAAACGCACAGGUGUUCAUGGACGCUUACACAGAGUAUGCCACUGCAGUGGGGAACUUCCUGGUCAUAGGCGGCUUCCAAGCACUAGCAAAACCUUGCCAGGACCUGUUUGGUAAGGGCUGUGAGGUGGUGCAGCGCCUGGUGGAGAGUGCAGACGAGAGCGCUCCUCUUCCUGACUUGCUGCUCUCGCUCCUCCACCUUCCCAUCAAGCACCUGCAGGAGUACGGACGCCUGCUGCUCAAGCUGGCCACCUGCUAUGAGGUGAGCUCUCCAGAUUAUCAGAAGCUGCAGGACGGCUGCUCUAAGUUUGAGUCUCUGGUCCUUCAUCUGAAGAGGAAGAGGAAGGAGGCGGACUACACUCUUCACUUCUGGAAGAGCUUCCCUGGCAAAAUGACUGAUUCCCUGCGGAAGGCGUCUCGCCGCUUGGUGUGUGAGAGCAGCAACAAGGCGCUGACGCUGCAGAAUGCCGGAAGGUUCUCUGUGAACUGGUUCAUCCUCUUCAACGAUGCUCUUGUCCACGCACAGUUUUCUACCCAUCAUGUGUUCCCAUUGACUACACUCUGGGUGGAGCCUAUUUCCGAGGAGAACACUGGCCUGUUUGGACUGAAGGUGAUUACUCCUGAAGAGACCUUCACUCUGCUGGCGUCGUCAUCAAUGGAGAAGGCGAAGUGGCUUCGUUCCAUACACCAAGCAGUGGAGCAGGCGCUGAGUAGCGUGGGGUCAGAGGUCGCGUCUCUGGCCGCAGGUGGGGGGCCUAGAGCUGACCCACCCAUCUCGCGCACGGCGUCAUACAAAUUCUAUAAAGACGGACGUCUGAAGGAUGCCACCUACGAGGGCCGCUGGGUGGCAGGGAAGCCCCAUGGCAGGGGCAUGGUGAAGUGGCCUGAUGGGAGAGUGUACACCGGAACAUUCAAGAAUGGUUUGGAAGACGGUUUUGGAGAGUACAUUGCCCCCACUAAGAGCCCGAAUAAGAGUGACCAUUACCAAGGCAACUGGAAGGAGGGCAAGAUGCAUGGCUUUGGGACAUACAGGUAUGCCACAGGUGAGGUGUACGAGGGCUGUUUCCAGGACAACAUGCGUCAUGGCCACGGGAUGCUGCGCAGUGGCAAGCUGAACUCCUCUUCCCCGAGUGUUUUCAUUGGCCAAUGGGUCAAUGACAGGAAGUGUGGCUAUGGUGUCUUCGAUGACAUCACCAGAGGUGAGAAGUACAUGGGGACAUGGCAGGAUGACCAGAGGCAGGGCCAUGGAGUGAUUGUUACCCAAUUUGGCCUUUACCAUGAGGGAGCCUUCAGCAACAACAAGAUGAUGGGUACUGGGGUGUUGCUCUCUGAAGAUGACACCACAUUUGAGGGAGAGUUUUCUGAAGAUUGGACUCUCAGUGGGAAGGGUAUUUUGACCAUGCCUAAUGGGGACUACAUCGAGGGCUCCUUCAGUGGCGUGUGGGGCACGGGGCUCAAGAUCUCUGGCUCCUACUAUAAACCCAACCUCUACGACUCCGACAAAGACAAAAGCCGCACACUUAAGCUGGGUGGUCUGGCGGUGUCGUCGUCGGAGAAGUGGUUGGCGGUGUUUGAGGAGUGCUGGAGGAGGCUGGGCUCGGACACCGUAGGGCAGGGAGAGACUAGCCGUGCCUGGGACAACAUCGCCAUUGCCCUGACAACCAACCGCCAGAGACACAGGGACAGUCCUGAGCUGUUGUCUCGCUCUCACCAUAAAACUCUCGAGAGCCUCGAGAUCAUCCCACAACAUGAAGGGCCGGUCACCAUGGAGAAGUAUGACACCAUCCGCCACUACCUCAUCAAGGCAUGUGACACCCCACUGCACCCGCUGGGUCGUCUCUUGGAGAUGCUGGUUGCCGUGUACCGCAUGACCUAUGUGGGCGUGGGGGCCAACCGCGAGACUCCCUCCCUCAACGCCAAGUCCUAUCUCAGUCAAGUCCUAUCUCAGGGUGUAUUCCUGUUCCCAGAUCUUCCUGAGGAGGGCGGUUUGAUCCCGGAGACGGCCGAUGCACAGCAGGAGAGGGACUCCAUCUCCUCUGAUGCCCAGCUGGAUGCUCCGCGGCGUGUGGUGAGCAGCUCUGCCCUGCUGCUGCCCGUGCUGCUGCCCCGUCUCUACCCGCCCCUGUUCACGCUGUACGCGCUGGACAAGGAGAAGGAGGAGGACGUCUACUGGGAGUGUGUGCUGCGCCUCAACAAGCAGCCUGACCUGGCGCUCCUCGCCUUCCUGGGAGUGCAGCAAAAAUUUUGGCCAGUAUCUGUCACUGUUCAGGGAGAGAAGCAACAGGUGGUGAUCAGCACAAAGGAUGCCUGCUUCGCCACAGCAGUAGAGACCCUGCAGCAGAUAAGCACAACUUUCACUCCGUCCGACAAGCUGCAGGUGAUUCAGCUGACCUUCGAGGAGAUCACGCAGGAAGUGCUAGCGCUGCUGAAAGAGGACUUCCUGUGGUCCAUGGACGACCUGUUCCCUGUCUUCCUCUAUGUGGUCCUACGUGCGCGCAUUAGGAAUCUGGGGUCGGAGGUCAACCUGAUCGAGGACUUGAUGGACCCGUGUGUGCAGCAUGGGGAGCACGGCAUUAUGUUCACCACGCUCAAGGCUAGUUACUACCAGAUCCAGCAUGAGAAGAUCACCUAGUUGUUGUGCCUGAUGCGUCUUGCUGAGUGACAGGUCAGCUAACCAAUCACAGAUCACGACAGAGUGCUUGACAAAACAAGGACUCCGUGGCAGGCCCUGUCAGAAGUGUGGCGCUCGGCCUCUGGUGCGGAAGUUUGCCUCCAUACAAGUGUUUCAACGUCUACCAUCCACUUCUGUGGAUUGGCCACAGCAACCACCAGCAUGUCCUAAAAUCCUCACCUGCACACUACCCCUGUUCCCCUGUGACAUAUUCUCUAACCACUCUGAGUGUUCCACAGCAGAACCAUUUUAGUGACCGCUGCGUGUUCUGCGGUAGAACUGCCAGUGGGUGUAUUCUGAAUGGAACAUUUUUGUCCUUGGAGUGUCUCUGUGAUGUCUUGGUGGGUGGUCUGUCUCACCAGAGAUGUCAUGCUCUCAUGUCCACUAAGAUGGACACACUGACCAAUGCAUAGCACCUGUUGAAUGUUUUUUUUUUUUUUUAAUUAUUAUUAUUUAACACUAAUAUUAGCAGUUUUUUUUAAUUUGUACUUGUUCAGACCUCAUGCUGUUACCAUGAUGAAGCACACUAUGUCUCGUGGAGUUUCAGAGAUCCAGACCUUUAGGGAGAAAUCACUCCUUUGGUAUUUAUUAUGUUAUGUGGAAGCGUUCUCGUAAGCUUUACCCAGAGCCUGGCCCAAGUAAACAUAUCGUCUGCUACUGUUUACGUUGCACACACAGACUCGCAUCUCAGAGAGUAUAGUGGCUCGGUCUGAUUUUUAACAUUACAGUGUUAUGCAAAUAACUGACAAGGUUAAAAGGAAAGGGUGAAGACAUAUAAGCUUUGUUCUUAGUUUUUUGAAGUGACCUCUUAAGAAAGGUGUUGUAGUGAAAUCCUGCUAGCGCAGUGGGUUUGACUAGCGAUGACAACUUCCAGUGUUCUGACUGAGUGUCGGCACCUCAUUGUACCAGUUUUUAAGCUCGGUUUGGUGGCUGAUUGAGAGGAAGUAUUGUGUCUUAGUACCGUUAUUGCGUCUGAGUGACCACAUGAAGGUUAUUUCUUUUUGAGAGGGGUCAUUCAGAACUCCGACACAGCUGACACAACAGAAAGAAGACACAGAUACACAUACACACACACAACAGUGUUCACGGUGUACACAUAACAGUGAAGUACAACGUAAACCAAAUCAGAAAAAAGAAAUGAAACCUGUUUGCAUAGGUUUCUGUGGAAAUAUGCACAUUGUUGUCAUUUUGUGAAUAGUGUGUUCCAAAUUCUGUGUCCAAGCACACAGUACCCCUGUGGCUUCCAGUUUUGUGUGCAGUUUACCAAAUGUUUGCAGUUGCUGGUUGACAAUACCAAGUAACCUCAUGUGAAGGACCUUUUUAACUACACACCAACUGUCAGAUGAACAGAGAGCAAAGGGAUGCUCUGAAGGGAUUAACCUAGUUUGGGUUAAUUUGAUGGCUACUGGUUCAUCACAUAUUUAUGUUGAAGCUUUCUAUUAACUGGGAGAUAAAAAAUAACUUUUGAUUUUACAUCUUACAUAAUCAGAUGUUCAUUCAGACUCGUGUAAAGUCCAAGAAUGUUCACAAGGUGUCUAUAAGAAAGAUAUUUACUCUGACAAUCUCACUCCUUGUGAGCAGCCUCUUCGGGAAGUGGGAGAGUAUAGCCAAGAUGGCCAAAAGGCUGACUUGAAACCGUCCUAAAUGUUGCCUGCAUCCGGUCUGUGUUCAGCCAUGGUCAGGGACAUGUCAGUGGUCAAUUCCGCCUCGGCGGAGAGUGUGACGCUGUGAGUAAUCCUCCUCAGCUGGCUGUGCUCUUAUCUUAUCACUCAGUUUAGUUUGCAUAUCAGCUCUCAAGGUCAGACGUCAAUGGACAACUUGAGAUGGUGUUCCAGCAGUGACCUUGGGGGUCAGAUGAUGGACACACUCACAAACACACAAACGUACACACAACACAUCACAUCAUAUGAGAGUGACUGAUGUGCAGCAGAACUUACCCAUCAGGGAGAGUGUUAUUAAGACUGACAGUGUGUUUACCAGUCAUCAGUUCCUGUUUGUGAUGAUGAACUUUGUACUUUUAACUAUUUCAUUUCUCUUUUUACUCAGCGAAAUUAUCAACUGGGUGAUAGACUGACAUGUAUACAAUCACAACAUUUGGGAUAAAUAUAGACAAGCAACAACACAGUACCUGGCACAAAACAAUUUCUCUACUACAUUCAGCAAUAACUGUGAUGUUUUUUUUUAUCGUUUACUGUUAUUUUAAAUCUGACCACUGUGUUAAUGUUCUUCAGAAUGUUCAGUGAAGGUUCAACAUCGACUAAUAGUCUGCCUAUUAGAUCAGGCUACAGUGGUAAUCCCAGUGAUGUUGGUAAUCUGAAUGAUAAUCUGAUCGAGGACAUCAUCUAAGAUGGUUGGCGGAAACAGGACAUGGAGUCACGUAAAUUCACAAAGUGCUUUUAAUAUCCCCAGUCAAGAGUUGUAUUAUCGAGCUGCAGUCAUGUACUGUUAGUAAGGAGGAAGAGUUUUAGCAGGCUGUGAUAUCAUGCAUGUAUGUUUGUGUAUGUUUGUCUGUGAGCUGUAGGUGAGGCUCUGUGUGUAUCAUAAUGGUGUGAUUUGAUACCUUGAUGGAAGAUGACUGCUUAAUGCAGCAUCGCCACAUGCCUCUUUCCAGCACUGACAUUGCCAGGCGUUGCAUGAUAUACCCAACCCAACAUGAUGUAACUUAAAUUACAAUUCCUGAUUGUAUUUCUGCGGCACCUUGGAGUUUAUGUGAAGCGUUUGUUCUGCCAAUAUCAAAACAGAUUAUGGGUCUGUGCCUAUGCCUGGUGUUGUGUUGGGGUGCGUACACUUAUUUUUAAGUAAGUAAAUAUAUGAUAAAAAUGUGCAUAGGAUUUUGUCAUGAUAAGUCUAACUUGGAGGGCAAUAAACUGUUGUAUCAGUGAAA